Messenger RNA from Podarcis muralis (Common wall lizard), 4280 nucleotides. RefSeq names its product AH receptor-interacting protein-like. Lineage: Eukaryota; Metazoa; Chordata; Lepidosauria; Squamata; Lacertidae. Gene Ontology annotation, molecular function: peptidyl-prolyl cis-trans isomerase activity; protein binding. The record is from RefSeq and is a predicted model, not a curated record.
GGAUUUUGUGUGCAACGUUGCUCUGCUAUACCCACUGUAUGAAGUAUUAACAUUUUUUGUAUUACAACAGCCGAUUAGCAGUAUACAAUAACUACUACGUGGUCUGCAGACUCCGUAGCUCCUGUACGAAGGCAAGGAGCUCCACCGCAGACUCGGGAGACGCAACAGGCACGUAAAGAAAAAACGCGCAGGCGCAGACUGGGCUCAGGCCGCUACUUGGGACAGGAGUUGAGAGCCCAGAUCCGCGCAACGCAGCGCCGCCCGCCCCUCUGUUUACAAUAAGUAUAGCCAGCCGAGGCUGAGCCCGAGUCCUUCCGAAAGACUUCGGCUGCCGCCAGCCGCGUCCGAAGCCGGAUACGGAAAUAACCGACGACAUCCGGCAUCCGCCGAAGGGAGCUUCGGCGGCUCAUCCGUAGGCUACGGAGACGCACGAAGGUUGCCUCGAAGCAAAACUCGGGCGAGGAGCCAUCAUGGCGGACCAGGUCGAGCAGCUCCGGGCGGAUGGCAUCCAGAAGCGGUUGGUGCAGGAAGGCCGAGGGCCCCAACCAGAUUACCAAGAUGGUACCAAGGUGACCUUCCACUACCGCACACUGCUCUGCAGUCCGGACCAGCGAGUCUUGGAUGACAGCCGUACCCGAGAGAAGCCCAUGGAGCUCAUCAUUGGCAAGAAAUUCAAGCUGCCCGUUUGGGAGACUAUCCUGCACACCAUGAGAGAGGGAGAGAUGGCUGAGUUCUUGUGUGACACAAAGCAUGUGGUCUUGUACCCAAUGGUGUCAAAGAGCUUGAGGAACAUUGCGGCUGGGAAAGAUCCACUGGAGGGACAACGGCAUUGCUGUGGCAUUGCUCAGAUGCAUGAGCAUCACUCCCUGGGUUACCCAGACCUCGAUGAGCUGCAGCAGAACCCCCAGCCCCUCAUCUUUGCCAUUGAGAUGCUCAAGGUGGAAGUUCCUGGCACAUACCGGCAAGAUCCUUGGGCCAUGUCCGAUGACGAGAAAGUGAAGGCCGUGCCCCUGAUCCACCAGGAAGGCAAUGAGCUCUACAAGGAAGGCAAAGUGCAGGAGGCAGCUGCCAAGUACUACGAUGCCAUCGCUUGCCUCAAGAACCUGCAGAUGAAGGAGCAGCCCGGAUCCCCAGACUGGAUCCAGCUGGACCAACAAAUCACCCCCUUGCUUCUGAAUUACUGCCAGUGUAAGCUGUUGAACGAGGAGUAUUACGAGGUGCUGGAUCACUGCUCCUCUAUUCUCAACAAGUAUGAAGAUAAUGUCAAAGCCUACUUCAAGCGAGCCAAGGCCCAUGCUGCUGUUUGGAAUGCAACCGAAGCGCAGGCUGACUUUGCCAAGGUCUUGCAGCUGGAUCCAUCGUUGGGACCUGUGGUUGCCCGGGAGCUGCGUAGCCUGGAGACCCGCUUACGUCAGAAAGAAGACGAGGACAAGAUCCGUUUCAAAGGCAUAUUCUCCCUAGCCACGAUGCCGCCUGCUGCUGUCCCACUCGGGACAGCUGAGGCUUUGCUGUCGGCGCUCUAGGGCCAGGCAGCGCCAAUGGACCAUGAGACUCCUUGGCUCAGGGCUAGUGCGGCCCUCCCCUUUGCACACAUAUUGGGGGAGCCGCCCUUUCUUGUCAGCAAAGUAUGUUGCCUCUGUGCAAAUAGCAGUAUUUGCCAAAGAGAAGAGGGAGAGAGAAGGGAAGGCUUUCUGAUUUCCCAGGCCAAAGAGGAAUGUGUCUGCCAGAUUAGGUGUGAGCCUCUUAUGUUAUCCCUCCAAGUGACCCUUUACCCUGUUCCAUUGCACACAGUGCCUUUUCCUGUGUUCCUCAUGAAGAGAGAAACUUAGCUUGUGUGAGAGCUGCCAGGAGAUACUGUGAGGUAUGCUUUAUGUUGUGGGCCAAGGCUGAAUGGGCCAUUUAUGAUGAGAGUUGCAUGAAGGUGAUCAGUUCUCCCUUUGAGUGCCAUUCCUCCUUGCCAUGCCCUCUGUGUGCAGUAGUGCAUGUGUUUGCGCUUGUACUCAGUCCAUCCUGGCUAGUGUGCAGGUUAUAAGGUGAGGUUGCCCUUUUCUGGCUCCUGGCUGUGUGGGAUGAUGCCCCAGGAUCCAAAUACAUCUCCCUUUGUGAGGGAACCUUACAUGGUGUAUUGCUGAGUAAGAAGGAACCAAACCGUUGGAUGCUUUGUCCAGCAGGUCUUUUUAAAGGAAAAAGAGGCUGCACCUACUGCAUUGUGGUGGUUGUGUUGGAAACCCUUUGGCUUCUUUAGUUAAAGUGUGUUGUGCUGUGAUAGGUCAACCAUAGACAUGCGGUGCCCUGUGCUGCUUUGCAAUCUAGGAGGCUCUGCCGAAUGCCAGCUUCCCUGUUACUUGAUGUAAGGCUGCUGUCAACAUUCCUUGUUGUUCCUGGUGCUUUGUAGCUGGUUGGAGGAAGAGGCAGUUUCAAAAAAAAUUCUGCUUAAAAUGAAGAACUCAUCAUUUCUUUGGGCCUUUAGUACAUGACUGAGAGAGGAGUCUUGUGCAUAUUGCUUCUUGAUGCCUCCAGUAGCAAAUAUUCCAAACUGAUGCAGCACAGCAACAGGCCUCAGUCCUUCCUCCCUUCUCUGAGAGGUAGGGCUUGGGAGCAAAUAGCAAAAGGUGAGGCCAGCCAACCAGCCCCUGCUAGAAUGUAUAUAUUUGAGCAAUAUACUGUGCAGCAUAUUCUGAAACUCUGAUUAAGGGUGACUUUGAUUAAGGGUGACUGUUGCCACCUUCUGAAAUGUCUAAGCCACAUCAAGUGGCACAGGUAAUUGUUGGCGCCAGUGACUUACCUAAGGCCAAGGGCACACCAGGAGGGCAGUGCCUCAUAAGCACCAACUUUCCCUGUGAGUAUAGCAGCAGCCAAUAGUAAGGGGAUCAUGUCAAAGGCUCAGAGAGUUUUUCCCUUCCUUCUGUGUAGGAAAAGAUGAUGGGUGGACAUGCCGUCAUAAGCAGCUUUUUCCCUUUAAUUAUUUCAGAAACUGAAUCAAAGACAGUCAGAUUCACUGAAAGACUUAGGGUGCAAAGAACACUUGUUCAGGGCGUUUUUCCGUGAGGAAGGAUCUUUGCCCCAACCCACCAAGGUUAUUUGCUUGUUAGAAAGGGUUUUGUGCUUGGAUUGCCAAUCUUGGGUACAGAAUCAGUGGAGUUCAUACCUGAGCAUUGUCAGGACAAUGGGCUCUUAUAAUGCCUGUUGUAUGGUGAGCGUGAUUGCAGUCUUUGCCUGGACUGUGAAACUGGCCCUAAAAGAGGGAGAUACCAUUUACCUACCCAGUUCAAAUUGGAUUACUUGUGUUCCUACCAAAUACAUCUACAGAGCCAAUAAUAAUGUAUUUUAAUUUUUUACAUCUUCCCAGUUACCUUUCCUUGCAAAUCAGUUUAUUUUGUUUUGUUGGUCUGUGCUGUCUCUCUUCAGUAUACAUCUGUACACAGUGCAGACCCCCCUCCAGACUGUUUUCAGCACCAGUGUGCAUAGCACAGUCUUUAUAGCUGGAUUAAAAACUGUAGCUGUCAAGGUGUCCCAUGGGGAAAAGGCACCUUGCGUUUUCAAAGUACUGUGUGCCUGUACACUCCAACUUCUACUCCAGAGGGCAGCCCAUUGUUGUCCUGAUAUUACAUGCACUUGCAGAGAAAAUGGGAGAUCAUCCAAACACCAUACCAAAUCAAAAUUGAAAUGUCAUGAACCAAGCAGAAAGGAACACUUUGUUCAUCCUUCUGCGGCUUUAAAAUUUGCUACCCAGUGUAUAUUUAGCCUAGCACAUGCCCCUAGGGAUAAAGUGGGUGAACAGAGAAUGUGGGAUCGAACGCCACAGUUGGCACAAUCUAUUAUUUCUGUGCGGCUCCCAUUCAGUUCAGCGGCUCUUGCACUGAGGAACUUGGCAGUAGAUUGUGCUCAGUAAUGGUCGUCUAAAUAACCACCAGUAGAAUUCAGAGUUGUACAAUAAAGUUUCCUCUCUACCACAAAGUACUGCAAGAAAAUGUUUUUGCUUAUGUUUUUUAAUGGUUAGAUUAUUGUACGUUGCCUGUCUUUGAGCUACAAAGGUUGUACUGCUUUUUUCUGGACCAUAUCUAUAUUUGGAGCAGGUAGGGCUUUGUUGGUCAGCUUUGAGUCUCAUGCUACACCUAUCAAAGUCUCUGUACUGCUAGUGCAAAUCAGUCGCAGAAGACAAGCCUGGCUAACACAAAAUCUUUGGGAAAUAAUUUUUAAAAAUCAUCAUUGUGUUUCUAUAUUACAGGUUCAAGUGUAUGGUAUUUGUUUAUAUAAAAAUUAAACAUAUUCAAAAGCAA